AUGGAUAACACCACUGCUACUACUACCACGACGCGAUACAACUCGCCCAUUCCGCCGAACAUCGAAAUCGUCGGAACAAAGCCUGAAUUGGCAAAAACCCAAGAGGCCAAUUUAGGCGCGCUCCUCUACCCCGAAAACGGCGGAUACUAUCUCAAGUAUCCAGAAAGCAAGGUCGUAGCUAUCGCUUCUGACCGACUAUGUUCCGUUUUGGAUGAUUCGUACACGUCGCUGCUUUUCCAUUACGAGCGGGAAGGCCUGCACCAAGAGGCCGAAGAAGUGAUGAAGGAAUUACGGAAAGGGGGAAUAGACGCGGAUGCACUCAAGAGAGAUGCGAGCGUUGAGAUUAAGAGCGGUGCCUGCGUUUUGGAUGGUGGUCCCGACAGGGACGCCGGUGAUGAUGGCCAACAGCCGAAGGCUGGGCCGUAA
Molecule: messenger RNA, 426 nt
Organism: Penicillium cinerascens
Lineage: Eukaryota; Fungi; Ascomycota; Eurotiomycetes; Eurotiales; Aspergillaceae
Product: pentatricopeptide repeat-containing protein
Exons: 1
Coding region: 1-426 (141 amino acids)
Source: RefSeq, a predicted model, not a curated record